This is a messenger RNA of Aethina tumida (small hive beetle), 610 nucleotides long. RefSeq lists its product as uncharacterized. NCBI's taxonomy places the organism in Eukaryota, Metazoa, Arthropoda, Insecta, Coleoptera, Nitidulidae. The record is from RefSeq and is a predicted model, not a curated record. The coding region runs from base 80 to 610 and encodes 176 amino acids. Gene Ontology annotation, molecular function: DNA binding. The transcript is spliced from 2 exons.
AAACAUAUUGCAUUAGUUGUAUUGUAAGGGUUAGGUAGUAAAUGAUAUUACCUGUAUAUAAAUAUCAAAAACCUCAGAGAUGAGGACGACUCAUUUUCCCAAUCAGUUCGACAGACAUUCGUUCCAUUUUAAGAUGUCAGGAGAAAUUUACGAUAUGAGUAACAGAUAUUAUUCAAACAAUGAAAUAAAGGAAAAUUGCUGGAAGGACAUUAGUGAGGAGAUUAAUUUAACAGAAAAAUCACAAAUUACAAGUUUAGAGGAAAGUUUUAACCAAUCUGCUGAACAAGAAAUUAAUAUCGAAACUGAUGACGAAAGUCAGUCAGACUUAAGUUCCUCACCGUCAACCCCAUCGACUUCAGAGUCGAUUAAUUCAAAACCUCGUCCACAAACUCGAAAAUCUGUUUUCGAUGUAUUACAGAAUUACUUGGACAACAAAAAGAAUGAUAGAGAAGAAACACCGAAAGAUUCGUUAAGAAGUUUUUUUAUGAGCAUGGCAGAUGCAACAGAGAAUCUACCUCCACACUUACAAAUAGAAGUAAAAUCAAAAGUAUUUAAGGCAGUUAUUGACGCUGAAGUUGCAGCAUUAUCUGCUAAACAAAUACAAGAGUAG